ACUGCUUCCAAGCACUCUGGCACUACUACUAUCUUGAUCUAUCUAUCUCGAGCUCCAACCUCCUGUCUUUUCUGUCUCUGUUCAUCCUUCGCUCUAACCUGACCUUUCGGCCCCAUCUCAAAGCCCGCCUAUACCACCGUCUCAUUCAUUCAAUCGCUCGCUACAGAUUUUCAGUAUUGGGGCCUGGACGUGCUCUCAUAUCGCGCCGAUUCCCAUAGUUGCACUCGAUCUGCUUCACUGAGGUAACACCACCGACGACGACGACCAGACGCGUGGAUGUGGACCUGGCUUUUGCCCCUCCUUCCAUCCCAACCAGCGUACUGAUGCACGCUUCCUCAACCAAUGCCUCGUGUCUCCUCGGUCUGAACUCGUCUUCGAUUCGAUCACUCUAUUAGCCAGCCUGGAACUGGCGACGGCUUCAUCAUUUCCUUCCAAUGGCUGCACCAGAAGCGUCCUUCAAUAUGUCGAUAUCACCCCGAUCAUCCCUCGAAUCCUCUUCGCCUUCACUUCUUCUAAGCCUUCCGCCCGAGGUCAGGAACCUCAUAUACAAAUUUGCUUUCACACAGGCAGAACCAAUGAAACUGCGCUCACCAUCCCAGAAACGUUUGAGGCCUUCGCGUCCAGCCAAAGAUGAUGCCAGAGGCUUUCUCGACACGUGUCGGUUCGUUCGUUCUGAAGCCAUUUCCCUCUAUUACAGUCUCAAUCCACUCGUCUUUCGCCGGGCAGACGAUGUCCUGUCGUUCAUUGCAGAUACUCAGAUUCACCCCCACAUAAAGUCAUCAAUACAACAUCUUGCGAUCGAUUUCCGGGAUGUUCGAGAUGCCGACACCGUUUUAAAAGAUCAUAUCAGUUUCGUUGAUGGUUGCUUGGGACACUUACCGCGUCUAAAGGCGAUCGAGACUCGAUUUUAUGCUCGUCAGAAGGACGCCUGCUCUCUGGCCCACUUUAGGACCGUGGCAAUGGCGUUCGACUCUCUAGAUGUUGAGAUGAAUGCUCCACCAUCACCACCUUCUCCUCGAUCUCCUCGAAGCUCCAUUUGCUCAGCCGAUGACUUGUCCGACUCAUCAAUUCCUCCUUCACCAAUCUUCGAAACCACUCCUUGGAAGCCUUCGCCGCAGCCAGAUUUCUCAGCUUUACAGGCAGAAACCCUCGAGUUGCAUUGUUUCGACCCCAGUGCUGCAAGUGCUUUUGCCAAUGCCAAACUCAAGUUCUCAGUCGCUCUGUCUGUCGCUGCAUAUCCUGGAGCUAAGCACGACAAGUUAAGAUGUUACAAUUUGAAAAUGAGUUCGGAAGGUGUUCCCAACGCGCUCGGUGGCGCCAAAGACGCCGUUAACCAGAGGCUCAAGUCUGUGGGAGCACUUCCCCGCGCAUUCAGCGAGCUCUAUGACACAGCUGCCGAUGGUGGCUUUCAUCAGAAAGUGCGUGCAACCAUUGCGACUUGCGGCAGAAUUGAUGUUGGUGUGUCGUGAGGUCGCAAGCCUGGAUCGUUCAGGCGCGCUGCCUCGGCGGAUCUGGCUCGUGUUCGACACUUUUUGGAGAUCCUCGGCCCGCCAAUGAGUUUGCAUCAGCACAAUCUUACUAGACCGGACAAGGCUCAGCACGGCAAUGUUUCAAUAUCCUUCCGGAUCAAAGUCAGCACCGCACUCUCUGUCAUGGCAUUUGGCAGAAAUGGUCUGACAGUACAUACCAAGCUUCGGACCUUGUCCGCCUUUUUAUCCACACGGUUAUAAGAUGCCCCUCUGUGCAACGUGGCGUCAGGCAUUCCACGUUGAACAAUGUGGGCUUCGCCAGGCAUUCGAGGUGGUACCAGGCCACCUGGUCCGUGUCCGUUUUCAUCAUUCUUGGGGAGGACGGCCAUUGCCUUUCUGUUACAUUCAAAGGGAUACCCUAUUCGCUAUUGAUACUACUACUGCUACUAUACUACUAGUCUUACUGUUAUCACCAUUUUUUAAUGAUGAGAUGACGAAGUCAACGAGAAUAUGAAUAUUAUGAACAUCAAAAGUCG
Exophiala mesophila is the source of this 2005-nucleotide messenger RNA. RefSeq lists its product as uncharacterized. NCBI's taxonomy places the organism in Eukaryota, Fungi, Ascomycota, Eurotiomycetes, Chaetothyriales, Herpotrichiellaceae. The coding region runs from base 435 to 1469 and encodes 344 amino acids. The transcript has a single exon. The record is from RefSeq and is a predicted model, not a curated record.